Molecule: messenger RNA, 867 nt
Organism: Symbiodinium necroappetens
Lineage: Eukaryota; Dinophyceae; Suessiales; Symbiodiniaceae
Source: the annotation of a GenBank genome assembly
AUGCCGGCCCCGUUGGCAUGCUUGGUCUCACCCACCGAGUGCCUGAACUUCGUCCAGCACUCUCCCGGCUUUUGCCCAUCGCCGAUGCCGGAUGUGCCAGAGCUCCCGGAGCUGAUGGAGCUGGAACGAAGCGGCUCUUCCACAUACCAAGACUUCGACAGCAUGCUGAGGCAGCGCAGCGCCGGCCGCGGCGGCCCGGCCCUGACCGUGGCCUUCCGAGACUGCGGCUGGAGUGGAGAAAGCGAGCCCCUCUCGCCACAGACGACCGAGGGUGCUUUGGCAGACAGUGGCGCGGAGGAGCCGCCGAGGAGGCGAAGGGCCAAAAGCCGCUGCCGCUGCUGCCAGCGGCUGCUGCCCUUGUUUGCAGAGGUUGGUGGCGCCUUCUGCGUGAGCUUCGUGCAGAACGUCGAGGCAGCCCUUUACUUCGUGGCUGCUCCUGGUAACCAUGUCUACAACUGGUACUUGCGGAAGCUGAAGGCUUUCAAUGCCAUCGGUGGUGUUGGGCGUCAGCCAGGCUUAUACCUGAGACAUCGCAAGCCGCGGGGCUCGCAGGAGUACACGCUCCUGAUGCUGAUGUUGACUCUGGCGAUCGCGACAUUGGGCUUUAUCGCGCAGUCUGCGAUUCUGUUCAGGCUUCAGCCACGGCAUUCGGCCUUCUUCGCGGCACUUCUACUGCCGCCUUUUGCUGACCUCCUCGCGCUGGUCAAUACCAUACUCUUUCUCUGUGGUGCUGCGAGGACGGCACCACAUGCUGCCUCUUCGUGGUCGCAUCAAAUUGGAACUCGGCCAUCGGCCUGCUUUACAGGGUCAUGGCCAUGGACACCUGGCGUUCUUCCGGGCUCCUCCAUGUGCUGGUCGAGUACUUGA